AAUAUGUUGGAAGGACACAAAUUGAAUGCUCUCCCGCGGACGUUUUAUUACAUCCCUGAAUUCAUUACUCCAGAAGAAGAGGAUUUUCUGUGGAAACAUAUUUACAAUGCGCCGAUCCCAAAAUGGGUAGUUCUUAAAGCGCGUAGACUUCAAAAUUGGGGUGGAAUACCUCAUCCAAAAGGUAUGCUCACGGAAAAAAUACCCAAUUGGCUUCAACCAUUUAUGGAUCGUGUAUCCUCACUUGGAAUUUUCGGUGAGAAUAAAGCAAACCAUGCGUUGGUUAAUGAAUACCUGCCCGGUCAAGGCAUAUUCCCUCAUCAUGAUGGUCCUCUUUACUACCCUGCGGUUUCCACUAUCAAUCUUGGAUCCUAUGGAGUACUUGACUUUUACAAACCAGUGCAAGAUGACGCUGAUGAGGAACGGUAUAUCGGUUCGGUUCUGUUGGAGCCACGUAGUUUGAACAUCGUCACGGAUGAGCUAUAUACCUAUUAUAUGCAUGGAAUUGCCGAAGCAAGCACCGACCAAACGUCACUCGGUCCACGAACUCGAGAGACCCGAAUUUCAGUCACAAUUCGCCACGUUCCAGUUGUUUCCCGAUUGGAUGUGCGGACUCUACUCAAGAAAUCUUGA
Echinostoma caproni is the source of this 630-nucleotide messenger RNA. The record is from the annotation of a GenBank genome assembly. Lineage: Eukaryota; Metazoa; Platyhelminthes; Trematoda; Plagiorchiida; Echinostomatidae.